AUAACAGGAUGAAUAUAUCUUGCCAUCUUGAUAGUCUUAAGAAAUCUAAGGAUACGUCCAACAGAAGGAAUUCUUUACCAGAAUAUACUGCAUUUGAGCAAAAAAAAGGCAAAAAUUACAAUGCAUUUAAUACGAAGACCAAAAAAACUAUUAAAUUGUUAUCCAAAAGUAACGAUGGAAUGAUAGAAUAUGACGCGAAUGUUUCUCUUAAAUCGAAUGAUUGCAAGAUCAUAGAUUCGAACACAUAUGGUACAAUAAAAAUACAGAACAGCACAUUUGAAACGCAUAGAAGUCUUGACUCUUCGACGAUCGUGGAAAAUAUGUCUAUGUCAAAUAUAACAGAUUCGUUAGAAGGAAAAAAAUGUAAGUCUUUACAAAAAAUAUUUAAUGAUUUGGAUACGUUGCAAAAUGAUGCCUGUAUCGAUAAUGACAAUGCACAUAUCGUUGCCGAAUCUAUAAAUCCAAACGAGAUUUCUACUAUUCAAUAUGGUCAUAGGAAGAAUCAGAGAAUGAAAUUUGUGAAUUGCAAUGAAAAAUCGCAAUCUAAAUAUGAUAUUCCUGAAAAAAAAACAGCAGUUACAAAAAACAAUGAAAUGCAAGAAUGCACUGAAGAUUCAACGAUGCGUGAUAUCGACGGACAAAGUAUUGAAUCUAAAAUAGUAAAAGAAAAAUCGAACACGUCCACGUCAAAUUAUAAUGAAAAGCUACACUUAUAUUGUUUGCAUAAUAAAGUAUUAGUGAUUAUGCAAGAAAAGACAAGUUUUUGUUUUACUGGGAAGCUAGUGAUAAAUGUAUUGUACGGUGCUAUAGAGGUGUAUGGGUCUCACAUUACUACAUCAAAUUCUCCAAUAGAAGUAUAUUCUCCCAGAGGAUACAGUCUCGUAGCUGUAGAAACGAGUAAAAAAUUUUUGAUGUCCGACAUCAAAGAUAUUUGGACAUAUUUAUCUCAGGAAGGUAUUAAUCCUGACAUAAAAAAUGCAUUGCAAUGCGACAUUAAUCGAUGCAGACCGGGUAUGGCAGUGAUUAUUCUAUGGAAUUUGGAAAACAAUUUAACAACGUUCGUUAAUACUUACUAUCCAAUAAAAUUAUUUCCUAAAAUUCGCAACGUCAAAAAUUAUUCCUGGACGGACACAAGGAGAGCUGAAAUGAUAUUGCAAUCCAAUCUUUAUUUCGAUAAUCAUAAUUAUAAAAGAUUGGUAAUCGAUCCGACUGUCACAGGAAUACUUGCUGAAAAAAUCCUUAAUCGUUGGUAUUCUCAUGACUGGUCGUGUACAUUAAUAGCAGGUGGUAAAAAUGUUGGGAAAUCUACUACCGUACGUUACUUAAUAAACACGUUAUUACCGACUUCUCGGAUGGUCGUUUUGGUGGAUGUUGAUCCUGGUCAAAAUGAAUGUACACCGCCUGGCUGUAUAUCCUAUAGCUUGAUCGAGGAGCCGUUAGCUGGACCUAAUUUUACACAUUUAAAAACACCAGUUUAUCAAUUGUACAUAGGAGAUGUAAAUGUUACUCGGUGUAUCACGAGGUAUAUCGAAAGUGUUAAGUUGUUGGCGAAUAAAUUGUUAAGUUGUCCGACUAUGUCACGUUUACCGAUAAUUAUAAAUACAAUGGGUUUCACGCAAGGAAUAGGAUGGGAUAUCGUAGUGUUUACGAUCAAGCUCUUUCGGCCUUCGUUCGUCCUACAGAUAAUGUCAGAAAGGACAAAAAAUAAUUACCCGAAUUUACUGAGUAGCGAUAUUAUUGAUCAACAAACUUUUACAGGCUUUUCGUGGAGUAAAAAUAUUACGGAUUGGAAUAAGCCAUGUUUACAUGAGCUACAAGUUAUAAAUACAAAUGCUGAGAAAAAACAGGAAUCAACAAGUGAUUCAUGGAACAUGGAGCCUUAUCAACAACGCGAACUCGCAAUGAUUUCUUAUCUAAGUGGAAUUGUAAAUUCCAAUGGAAAUUCUACAUUUCCUGCCACAUCCGCAUCACUCAGCAUCAACGAAGCUGUGCCAUUUGUGGCACCUUUUGCUUCUUUAACUAUCGCUCUAUUACGAGAAUGCGUACCGCCUUCGCGUGUAUUAACUGUAAUCAAUGGUAACAUGGUUGCUCUGUGCGGCAUUGAUUUAACAAGAGAUUUAUUGCAAGAUGUUAUUCUAUCGAUACCUCGUAUAUUAACCAGAGCACCUUUGUGUACUUGCUAUGGCUAUGGAAUAAUUCGAGGGAUUGAUACGGAUAAAGAAGAAGUGUAUAUAAAUACGCCAUUACCGCUGUCGCUUAUGCGACACGUUAAUUGUUUAAUAGGAUCUAUACCUAUACCUGUUAAUUUACUUCAGUUAAAUCAACGCAAUGUACCAUACGCAGGUGGUAACGAUGCUUUACCAACGAGUCGUGAUCCACGUAGAGGAUAUUUCCGUAUGAGAUAUGAAAAUAGACAAACGUCGAGUUGAAUCAUCUAUUUUAAGAAAACUAAAUAACUAUUUUAACCAUUCACUGUUCAUAAGAUAAAACUUAUCCAAGAAAAUCUUAUAAAAAAAAAAAGAAAGAAAAAAGUAAAAAUACACAAGAGAGUACAAAGA
This is a messenger RNA of Vespula pensylvanica (western yellowjacket), 2558 nucleotides long. RefSeq names its product polynucleotide 5'-hydroxyl-kinase NOL9. Gene Ontology annotation, molecular function: polynucleotide 5'-hydroxyl-kinase activity. Gene Ontology annotation, cellular component: nucleus. The transcript has 7 exons. The coding region runs from base 9 to 2429 and encodes 806 amino acids. The record is from RefSeq and is a predicted model, not a curated record. Lineage: Eukaryota; Metazoa; Arthropoda; Insecta; Hymenoptera; Vespidae. Gene Ontology annotation, biological process: cleavage in ITS2 between 5.8S rRNA and LSU-rRNA of tricistronic rRNA transcript (SSU-rRNA, 5.8S rRNA, LSU-rRNA).